Messenger RNA from Drosophila busckii, 2296 nucleotides. RefSeq names its product protein unzipped (gene uzip). Bases 160 to 1611 code for a protein of 483 amino acids. The transcript is spliced from 6 exons. NCBI's taxonomy places the organism in Eukaryota, Metazoa, Arthropoda, Insecta, Diptera, Drosophilidae. The record is from RefSeq and is a predicted model, not a curated record.
UGCGCGCGGUUGCUUCGAGUUUUGUGUGUGGCGCCUGAUAUAAAAUAAAGUAAAGACACGCGUGUAUAAAUUUGCUUAAGCAAACAACUUUAAGCUCAAAAUUGCAGAUACUUGGCACUUCAAGGCAAUCCAAUUAAUUGUGGGCACAACAACAAUAUAAUGACCAAAAAUAAAAACCAAACGCUGCUGAGCAGCAACAUGACUUGCACCUUAACAAUCUACAGCUGUUUGCUUGGACUGCUGCUGCUGGUGAUGGUGACGCCCAGUGAGGCAACAGUGCACUCGGUGUUCACUUAUAAAAACGCCUCCACGCAGCUGGGCCAGGUGGUUACCUCCAGCACGCUGGUGUGGGAGACUUACGAUGGUCCUUGGCAGAUGCAGUUUGCCGUCGAGGGCGGCAAAUAUGUUACCGCGGAUGAGCAUUAUCCCAUCUUUGUGUGCCGCGUCAAUAUCGAUGGCAUGCACACCUCUGGACACACCGAGAAGAUACAACAGAAGCAUGUGUGCAAGGCGGAGGGCAAGAACAAUGAGAACUUUGAUGUGCUUAUGAACAAGGGACAUUUGGGCAAAAUAGGCUGGCGACAGUGGACGAAAUUUACAGCCGGCGUGCCAGUGGGCGCCAUACGCAUUGGCGAGGACUCGUAUAUAGGACGUCAUAAGGAUGCGGCGGGCGAGCAUCAUGGCGCGGAUUACAAUCUGGGCAGUUUGGAGCUCACUGGACUGGGCAAGAUACGUGUGAUGGAGCAGCAGGAGGAGCGCAACUAUGAUGAGGGCGAAGUGCUAAUUGAAACUGAGCCAGUGCGCUACGAGCUACGCGACAUUAAGCUCGAUAGACUGCGCACCUUGAUACGUGACAAUCUUACAGAGUUGGCUACUGGUCAGCUGGAGAACCUUGGCGACACUUAUAAUACCAUGGAGAAGGUUAUGAGCUAUAGCUUCGAUCAGCUGCAGUAUUGGGGCUCGCAUGAGGGCGUAGCACGCGGCUUGCCCACCAAGAUAUACGAAAAGGAUGCCAGCACGCCCUCUGAGAUAAACUGGGCGCUAAAGCGCGGCGAGAAGCGUCCCGAAACGAAAGUUGUGUCCGCCAAGCUUUGGCCAGGCACAGCCAUCAAUGUAACACUGCUGGGCAACUAUGUUACCCUCGAGGCGCCCUAUUCAGCCAAACUAUUUGCUUAUUAUCAUGGCAGCGAAUCUGUUUCACGCAAAAUUAGCGCUGAGUUGCGCAAAAGCUACUUGAAGGAUGUGAAGCUGGAGUUUAGUCCUGUAUUUUGGAUUGAGAAUGGCACCAUUGUGCCCACCACAACUACAACGUCCACCACUUCCACUUCAACCACUACACAUGCCACUACCACAAGCACCAAUGAGCCUGUGCCCAUAAAUGAGCCACCGCUAGUGGAAAUCAAGCAUGUGGGCGACAAGCACUCCGGACCGGAUACGCUGGAGAAGACGCUGCAGAAAUCAAACGAAGUGAAUGCGCAUGAGGCGCCCGAAAAUAUGUCCUCCAAGGAUGCAGCGCUCGCUGGCUUUGGGCUAAGCCCCAACAAUGCUGCUGCUUCGCUCUCGGUUGGCGGCACAAUUGGAACGCUGCUCUUGACGCUGUUACUGCUGUAGAUGUGGGCAGUAGCGCUGUUUCUACCAAUUAGCAUAGCGUUUAAUUAUUGUUGUUGUACCUGUUGUACCCGUCUUGGAGAGAAAGCGCAGCGCCGCCUACUUGAGGAGCGCAGAGCAAAACAAACACGAUGCGCAGUUGAACAUAAAGUUGAUAUUUUUUAUACGUGUGUCCCUUAGCUGCUGCUUCUGCAUACAUAAAGCAAAACAAAAUUCUAAAUACAUUCCUAAGCUAGAUCCACACACACACACACACAAGCAUGAAUAUAAAUCAAAAGUAUCUAUCUAUAAAUGAAAAGUCGAUAUAUAUUUAGUAUUUUAUAUAUGUAAGCUGCUUUGCAAUGAAAUGUUUUAAUUUGAAUGGCUUGUCUUUUAAGUUGUAAGCAACAAUAAGCUCUAGUAAAUUAAUGAGAAGCUGCUGAUGCUGAUGAUGAUGAUGUGUAUGUAAAAUCUAUGUAAAACAUAAGUAUGUAUGUAUGAUGUAAGUUAAACAACUCCAAAUAUGUAAAUUAGUUACUAUAAAGUACGCCGCACCCUCUGCUAUGAAUUAGCUUUACUUUCAAUUGCUCUGAAUUUUUCUGUUUAAGUGCGAACAAACUGUAUUUUGUAUUUAAUUUUCCUUACUUUUCCCCAUGUCUCUGUAUUGAACGAUUUUUAUUUUUAAGAAAAGCUACAAAACUGAAAUCAA